GAUUGGACUAGUAGUAUAUAUCCUUUUCAAGAAGGUAAAAGAAGACAAUAUAACAAUCUUCUCAAAACCCAAACGUUUAUUUAUAUAUACAAGAAAACGCAAAUACGUUUCAAGAAACCAAAAACGCUACGUAAACCGAAUAAAUUGUGAGUUCGUCUCAAAGUAGAAAGAUGAAUGCUGUGAGGUCUGCGUUAGGUGAUAUGGUGAUAACCUUCUUCUGGGUUAUUCUCUCGGCGACGUUUGGGUUACAGACGGCGGCGAUUAUUUCCGCAGCCGGAUUUCAUGGCAUCACUUGGGCACCUCCGCUGAUUACGACGGUGGUUGUUUUCUUCUCUAUCUCGGUUUUCACGGUUAUUGGAAACUUUCUCGGUGGCGCUAGCUUCAACCCUUGUGGAAACGCCGCGUUUUAUACCGCCGGCGUUUCUACGGAUUCUCUCUUCUCCUUGGCUAUUAGAUCCCCGGCUCAGGCACUUGGUGCAGCAGCAGGUGCGAUAACAAUAAUGGAGAUGAUACCAGAAAAAUAUAAGACUAUGAUUGGAGGGCGUCCUUCAUUCAGAGUUGAUGCACACAGUGGAGCUAUUUCAGAAGUGAUUCUAAGUUUUAGUGUUACAUUUUUGGUUUUGCUGAUUAUCCUAAGAGGUCCUCGUAAACUGCUAGCUAAAACAUUCUUACUCGCUAUAGCCACCGUCUCAGUGUUCAUCGCAGGAUCUACAUUCACUAGACCAUUCAUGAAUCCUGCCAUUGCAUUUGGGUGGGCAUAUAUACACAAGUCACACAACACAUGGAACCAUUUCUAUGUGUAUUGGUUCAGCUCCUUCACCGGAGCUAUUUUAUCUGCGAUUCUCUUUCGGAGUCUAUUUCAGCCGCCACUUCCGGUCCAGAAAAAACAGAAGAAAGCUUGAGUAAAUAGGAAGAACACAACUCAAAAUUUCAUGAAUUAUAUAUACUACUUGUGUGUGUUUUGAGUUGUAGUCUGUCAUUUGUACUUUGUAAACUCAUGUCCUCUAUUUUGUUCUCAAUGGAUUCACUCUCGUCCGGUUUUCUUGCCA
Brassica napus (rape) is the source of this 1049-nucleotide messenger RNA. RefSeq names its product probable aquaporin SIP1-2. The coding region runs from base 171 to 902 and encodes 243 amino acids. The transcript is spliced from 3 exons. Gene Ontology annotation, cellular component: membrane. The record is from RefSeq and is a predicted model, not a curated record. Gene Ontology annotation, biological process: transmembrane transport. Gene Ontology annotation, molecular function: water channel activity. NCBI's taxonomy places the organism in Eukaryota, Viridiplantae, Streptophyta, Magnoliopsida, Brassicales, Brassicaceae.